AUGAACCAAAUAGGUUCGUUUGUCCCAUGUGCCUCUGCCAAGCUUCCAAUAUUUAAGCAUGUCCUUUGCCGUAUUGGAGCUUCGGAUAUUCAGGCUCGCGGGGUCUCUACAUUUUUAGCAGAGAUGGUAGAGUCUGCCGCUAUUUUGCGUAUCGCCAAUGAGCAUUCACUUGUCAUAAUCGACGAACUUGGGAGAGGAACUUCCACUCACGAUGGAUUUGGACUUGCCUGGGCCAUUGUCGUAGACUUGAUUCAGAGAGCCAAAUGUUUUUGUCUCUGUGCCACUCACUUCCACGAAAUGGGCCACUUGGCAGACGAAUACAAGGGCGUUGUGAACAAGCAUCUCACUUCUCAAUUCUUUGAGGACCAAAAUGAGAUGACAUUCCUCUACAAAAUCAGUGACGGUGUAUCCAAAAAGUCAUUUGGAAUAAAUGUCGCCAUGAUUGCCAACUUUCCCAAGGACGUUGUAGAGAAUGCAAGGAUAAAAUUGGAGAAACUGGAAGGAUGCUCAAGGUCAGGAAUCUCACCAGAGCUGCAAGAGUUGUUUAAAUCACAGACCUUUGAGGAGUUUACCUCGAAAAUACCCAUCCUAUUGGGAUCAUAG
Messenger RNA from Theileria equi strain WA, 603 nucleotides. Its product is annotated as MutS domain V containing protein. Bases 1 to 603 code for a protein of 200 amino acids. Gene Ontology annotation, cellular component: MutSalpha complex; nucleus. The transcript has a single exon. NCBI's taxonomy places the organism in Eukaryota, Apicomplexa, Aconoidasida, Piroplasmida, Theileriidae. The record is from RefSeq and is a predicted model, not a curated record. Gene Ontology annotation, molecular function: mismatched DNA binding; ATP binding; ATP-dependent DNA damage sensor activity. Gene Ontology annotation, biological process: mitotic recombination; mismatch repair.